GCGCGGGCCCGACUCCUUUUAAAUCGCUUCCCGAUUGGUUUCUUUUACACCAACCUUCUCUAUCAUCUGCUGCAGAGGCAUUGACCAAUCUGCUUCUACUGAGCUCCCCGCCAUGGCGAUGUCCAUCGGGCCGCUACUCGCCGCCGUCCUCAUCGUGCUCGUCGUCGCGGCCAGGGCGGCAGCGGAAGAAGCCAACGGCGCGCAGUCCACGUACAUCGUGCACCUCGCUCCUGACCACCCGGCCCUGGCCCUAUCCGCCGCGCGCAGCGGCAGCCACGGCGCGCUGCUCGGCCGCGUCCUCCAGCUCCCACGCCACCUGCAGGCACCGCGCCCUCGGCUGAUAUACUCGUACGCGCACGCCGCCACCGGCAUCGCGGCGCGGCUAACCGCGGCGCAGGCGGCGCACGUCGCUACCCAGCCGGGCGUGCUCUCCGUCCACCCCGACGAGGCGCGCCAGCUCCACACGACCCACACCUCGACGUUCCUCAGCCUGAGCCAGGCGGCCGGGCUCCUCCCCGCCGCGGCCGGCGCGUCCGGCACCGCGUCGGACGUCGUCGUCGGCGUGCUCGACACCGGGAUCUACCCCAUCGGCCGCAGCUCCUUCGCGCCGGCCAUCGCGCUCGGCCCGACCCCAUCCACCUUCUCCGGCGGCUGCGUCUCCGCGGGCGCCUUCAACGCGUCGGCCUACUGCAACACCAAGCUCGUCGGCGCCAAGUUCUUCUACAAGGGGUACGAGGCGGGCCUCGGCCACCCCAUCGACGAGACCAAGGAGUCCAAGUCGCCGCUCGACACCGAGGGCCACGGCACCCACACCGCCUCCACCGCCGCGGGCUCGGCGGUGCCCAACGCCGGGCUAUUCGACUACGCGCGCGGCCAGGCGGUGGGCAUGGCCCCCGGCGCGCGCAUCGCGGCCUACAAGAUCUGCUGGAGCUCCGGCUGCUACGACUCUGACAUCCUCGCGGCUUUCGACGAGGCCGUCGCCGACGGCGUCAACGUCAUCUCCCUCUCCGUCGGCUCCAGCGGCUUGGCCCCCAGCUUCUUCCGCGACUCCAUCGCCAUCGGCGCCUUCGGGGCGGUCAAGAAGGGCAUCGUCGUUUCCGCCUCCGCGGGGAACUCCGGCCCCGGGGAGUACACCGCGACCAACAUCGCCCCGUGGAUACUCACCGUCGGCGCGUCCACCGUUGACCGGGAGUUCCCCGCCGACGUGGUGCUCGGCGACGGUAGCGUGUACGGCGGCGUGUCGCUCUACUCCGGGGAGCCCCUGGGGUCGACGCAGCUGCCGGUCGUGUACGCCGCGGACUGCGGAUCCCGGCUCUGCUACCUGGACGCGCUUGACAAGGAGAAGGUGGCCGGAAAGAUCGUGCUUUGCGAGCGUGGAGGCAACGCCCGCGUGGAGAAGGGCGCGGCGGUGAAGCAGGCCGGCGGCGCCGGCAUGAUCCUCGCCAACACGGAGGAGAGCGGCGAGGAGCUGCUCGCCGACUCCCACCUCGUCCCGGCGACAAUGGUGGGGCAGACCUACGGCGAGAAGAUCACGCACUACGUCAAGACCGACCCGUCCCCGACGGCCACCAUCGUGUUCCGCGGCACGGUCAUCGGGAAGACGCCGUCGGCGCCGCAGAUCGCGUCGUUCUCGAGCCGAGGGCCCAACUACCGCGCGCCGGAGAUCCUCAAGCCCGACGUCACCGCGCCCGGCGUGAACAUCCUCGCGGCCUGGACCGGCGAGGCCUCCCCCACCGACAUCGACAUCGACCCGCGGCGGGUGGAGUUCAACAUCAUCUCCGGGACGUCCAUGUCGUGCCCGCACGUGAGCGGCCUCGCCGCGCUGCUCCGGCAGGCGCACCCGGACUGGAGCCCCGCGGCGGUCAAGUCGGCGCUCAUGACCACGGCGUACAACGAGGACAACUCCGGCGAGACCAUCAAGGACCUGGCCACGGGCGCCGCGUCCACGCCGUUCGUCCGCGGCGCCGGCCACGUCGACCCCAACCGCGCGCUGAACCCAGGCCUCGUGUACGACGCGGACACCGCGGACUACAUCGGCUUCCUCUGCGCGCUCGGCUACUCGCCUUCCCUCAUCGCCGUGUUCACCAGGGACGGCUCCGACGCCGACUGCUCGGCGAAGCCCGCCCGCUCCGGCGACCUCAACUACCCGAACUUCGCGACCGUUUUCUCCUCCUACAAGGAGUCCGUCACCUACCACCGGGUGGUGCGCAACGUCGGCAGCAACGCCAGCGCGGUGUACGAGGCCAAGAUCGAGAGCCCCGCCGGCGUGGACGUCUCGGUGACGCCGAGCAAGCUGGUGUUCGACGAGGAGCACGGGAGCCUGGCGUACGAGAUCACGCUGGCCGUGGCCGGCAACCCGGUGAUCGUCGACGCCAAGUACUCGUUCGGGUCCCUGACGUGGAGCGACGGCGCGCACGAGGUGAGGAGCGCCAUCGCCGUCACGUGGCCGAGCGGCGGAGCGUCGUCCAUGUAAAGAGAUGUACACUAUCACGCGAUUGCUCUCGUUUUACUCUGCACGCGCCUGUGAAUUUUACUCCAUUUUACUCUGGAAUAAAUUAUCUUUGAUAUAUA
Molecule: messenger RNA, 2571 nt
Organism: Lolium rigidum
Lineage: Eukaryota; Viridiplantae; Streptophyta; Magnoliopsida; Poales; Poaceae
Product: subtilisin-like protease SBT1.4
Exons: 1
Coding region: 113-2473 (786 amino acids)
Biological process (GO): proteolysis
Molecular function (GO): serine-type endopeptidase activity
Source: RefSeq, a predicted model, not a curated record